Molecule: messenger RNA, 1717 nt
Organism: Dipodomys ordii (Ord's kangaroo rat)
Lineage: Eukaryota; Metazoa; Chordata; Mammalia; Rodentia; Heteromyidae
Gene: Htra1
Product: HtrA serine peptidase 1
Exons: 10
Coding region: 1-1173 (390 amino acids)
Biological process (GO): positive regulation of apoptotic process; proteolysis; programmed cell death
Molecular function (GO): serine-type endopeptidase activity; protein binding
Source: RefSeq, a predicted model, not a curated record
AUGGCCGGACGCCAGGGGCUGGGCCACAGCGCCCCGGGCCUGCGCGAGGACCCAAGGGCGAUCUGCGGGAACGUUCCAGGGCGCUCGAUCGAGGCCGCCACAAGCUUCCCUUUGCAGACUUGCCAACCGCUGCGAGGCCGCCGCUCCGAGGCGCUGCGACAGCCGCCCAUCAUCGUCCUGCAGCGGGGCGCCUGCGGCCAAGGGCAGGAAGAUCCCAAUAGUCUGCGUCAUAAAUAUAACUUCAUUGCUGACGUGGUAGAGAAGAUCGCUCCCGCUGUGGUUCACAUCGAGUUGUUCCGCAAGCUUCCUUUCUCCAAGAGGGAGGUGCCGGUGGCCAGUGGGUCUGGCUUCAUCGUGUCAGAAGAUGGGCUGAUCGUGACCAACGCCCACGUGGUAACCAACAAGCACCGGGUCAAGGUCGAGCUGAAGAACGGAGCCACCUACGAGGCCAAGAUCAAGGAUGUGGACGAGAAGGCUGACAUUGCAUUGAUCAAAAUCGACCACCAGGGAAAGCUGCCCGUUCUGCUGCUGGGCCGCUCCUCAGAGCUGCGGCCGGGAGAGUUUGUAGUCGCCAUCGGAAGCCCCUUUUCCCUCCAAAACACAGUCACCACGGGGAUCGUGAGCACCACGCAGCGAGGUGGCAAAGAGCUUGGGCUCCGGAAUUCAGACAUGGACUACAUCCAGACAGAUGCCAUCAUCAACUAUGGAAACUCCGGAGGCCCAUUAGUGAACCUGGAUGGCGAGGUGAUUGGAAUCAACACUCUGAAGGUGACUGCGGGCAUCUCCUUUGCCAUCCCGUCUGACAAGAUCAAGAAGUUCCUGACUGAGUCUCAUGACCGGCAGGCCAAAGGAAAAGCCAUCACCAAGAAGAAGUACAUUGGUAUCCGAAUGAUGUCGCUCACAUCCAGCAAGGCCAAAGAGCUGAAGGACCGCCACCGAGACUUCCCAGAUGUGCUCUCUGGGGCGUAUAUCAUCGAAGUCAUUCCCGACACCCCGGCAGAAGCUGGCGGUCUCAAGGAAAAUGAUGUCAUCAUCAGCAUCAAUGGACAGUCGGUGGUCUCCGCCAAUGACGUCAGUGACGUCAUUAAAAAGGAAAAUACCCUCAACAUGGUUGUCCGCAGGGGCAAUGAAGACAUUAUGAUUACGGUGAUUCCAGAAGAAAUCGACCCCUAGGUGGAGGCAGGAGCUGGACUUCAUGUUCCCUCGAACACUGUCUAGUGGAUGAUGCGUGGGGACUCUGGGCUGGUGGCAGAGGACACCGGGGACUCUGCGCCACCGUCUCCUCGGUUCGGUGGAAAUGCCCUGGCCUACAGAAUCCUUCUUGAUAGUUUGCAGGCAAAACAAAUGUAACGUUGCAGAUGUGCAGGCAGAAGCUCCGCCUCUGUAUCCUAUGUAUGCUGCGUGCUUGCCCUCGCCAGCUUGGGCCGCUCCUGCGUAGACAGUCAACAUUUGUCCCUUCCUUUAACUGAGCUGUCGUCUUAAUCCGACUAAUGCGGUUGACGUGGUGCGUAGAUGAGAGGAAGGCCUCUGGGAACCAGAAGGGUUCUGGCCCUGGUGACAUUUCCUCCGAGUCAGCACCCAGACGAGGUGGACGCGUGGAGACCACGGGUGGCGAGCCCUGGCUUCUGAGCUGGCCAGAGUCGCCUCUUUUAGGAAUCUCUUCAGAACGGGGGAGCAAGAUGACGUUGAAUUUGAGCUAUUAAAGUACUUCUUCAUA